Messenger RNA from Morone saxatilis (striped sea-bass), 1420 nucleotides. RefSeq names its product CCR4-NOT transcription complex subunit 10-like. Gene Ontology annotation, molecular function: protein binding. Gene Ontology annotation, cellular component: CCR4-NOT complex. Gene Ontology annotation, biological process: mRNA catabolic process; negative regulation of translation. NCBI's taxonomy places the organism in Eukaryota, Metazoa, Chordata, Actinopteri, Moronidae. The record is from RefSeq and is a predicted model, not a curated record.
CAAAGCAGCAAAGAAGAAUCUGUUUAGAGAGCGGACCAGACAGAUUUUGGCUAGCCAUCUUCUGUGUGAAACACUGGAUAUUAAGUAUUCACCAAUAUUUUUUACGUUUCUUGCGCCGGUUGCCGGAAUUGAAUCAAAUCUAAUCUAAAGUGCGAAUAUAGGGUUUGUAAUUGUCCUUGAAAAGGUCCCAGAAAUGGCAGAAAGUACAGGCUGGGAAGUAUGAUCAAUCUCUCAAACACCUUGAAGCCCUGCAGGAGCUCAACAAAGAGGACUACAAGAUCGCCAUGAAUAAAGCUGUCGUAGAGUUUUACAAAAGUGGUCAGACUACCACAGGAACUCUGAAGCAGACUCUCAUGGCAAUGAAGAACCAGGUUCACACAUCAGAGGACGUUGAUGGGUUGGAUGAUGUUGAAAAUAGCUUGCUGUACUACAAUCAAGCCAUCAUUCACUAUCACAUGCGACAGUUUUCUGACGCCAUCUCCAUAGGAGAGAGGCUCUACCAGUUCCUGGAACCAUUUGAAGAGAAGUUUGCUCAGGCUGUGUGCUUGCUGCUGGUGGAUCUGUACCUGCUCACCUUCCAACCAGAGAAGGCCCUCCACCUGCUGGCUGUGCUGGACAAAAUGUCGGUGCAAGGAAGCAACAAGAACGGCAAAGGAGAGAACAACAGUUCAAACAAAGAUGGAGCCAACCAGAAAGCAGAGUUCACAGCCAUGAUCGAGGCAGCCAAAUCAAAGAUGCAUCAGUACAAAGUGAGAGCCUACAUUCAGAUGAAAUCCUCCAAGGCCUGUAAAAGGGAGAUCAAAUCAGUGAUGAACACAGCAGGGAACCAGGGAAGCAGACUCCCAUGUGUUACCCCAGCAGUGUGACAUCAGCUCGGGCCAUGAUGCUCUUCAACCUUGGCAGUGCCUACUGCUUAAGGAGCGAGUACGACAAGGCCCGCAAGUGCCUGCAUCAGGCUGCAUCUAUGGUGAACACCAAGGAGAUUCCACCUGAGGCCAUCCUACUGGGAGUCUACUUAGAGCUACAGAACGGAAAUACCCAGCUGGCCUUGCAGAUCAUCAAACGGAACCAGCUUCUGCCCACGGUGGUCCAAAGGGUCUCCCCAGACUCCCGCAAGAAACCCGUCCAGCAGCCCUUUCAGUCUGUCCAGCCAAUCCAGCUGCCCUCACCCUUCACACAAGUUCAGCGCAAAUGAGCAUCCACAGCCACCUCUGACCCCAACCCCCCCCACACCAGAGGACAAACUCCACACACACUCAUACACACACAGCCCUGAGGAUAUUUAUAAAGCUGCUUCCUGUCAGCAUCAGGAGCCGUAUGAAAUGCAGGUCUGACUGAUGAGAGAGCGGUGAAUUUUUAUUUCCAUUUGACUGAGGGAUCUGUGUUGUCUCAACUAUGAAAAUAAAUUUUAUUUACUGUA